Xyrichtys novacula (pearly razorfish) is the source of this 7525-nucleotide messenger RNA. NCBI's taxonomy places the organism in Eukaryota, Metazoa, Chordata, Actinopteri, Labriformes, Labridae. The record is from the annotation of a GenBank genome assembly.
AUGUCCGAGGAGGCAGUGCGUCAAACGCGCAGCCAGAAGCGUGCUCUAGAGAGGGACCAUGCAACUGUGGUGGGGUCCCCAGGAGACAUGGACAGUAAACGGGUCAAGCUGGAGAAAGGUGAUCCCGCCGGAGCUCCCUUGGCUUUAGUAGCACCUGGAGCUGGUGGAGUCAAGCUGAAGAGCGAGCAGGCGGCAAAGGUAGCAGCCAGCAUCCUCAAAUCUGGGGAAGUGAAGGCCACCAUCAAGGUGGAGGUGCAGACUGGAGACGAGCCUGUUGACAUGAGCACAUCAAAAAGGUACGUAAUUGACACAAGAUCAAAGAGUAUAAACUGCUUAAUGAGUGUCGAAGUAGUGGAAUGAUACUGAUGAUCCUCUGAGGGUGUUUAUAAAGAACAUGUUGUUCAGUUCAAAGUCAUUAUUCUGAGCAACAAUGAAAGGGAUACCAUGAACACUGUACCUUAGGUUUAUUCCUGUAUGCUGAGCCUCAGAAGAGCAUAGUCAGCCAACUUCGUUCACAAUCAACUCUUUGUAAGUCCUUCCAGCUGGACUAGAUGCACUCUAAUCUCCUUAUACUCCAGUUAAUAUCGGUGAAAGCACAAAAUGCAAAGAACCGUUCCCCACUGUUGUCUAGUUGAUUAUGCUAAACUGACGCUGAACCAUAGUUUUUUGCAGGGAGGGCGUUACUUGCAAGUGGUGCUUUAAAUAACUUGACAACUCCAGCUCUGGAUUUUUCUGCACUUUGUAAGUUAGUUUGAAAAAAUUCUCCAGAGUGAUAAAUGUUUUUGAAGGUCUGGAUAUCAUUUCUGCAAAGAGCGCGUGGCGGUGCACGAAGACGAGUCUGUCUGUAGUUUCAGGCCCGUCUCUAAGUUUGCAUUCACAAGUGGUCUGACAGGAGUCAUACAGGAAGUCACUGUGUGGUUGUCGGCAGCCUGCCCCCAUUUUGAAAAAAAGUUUGAGGCUCCUGAGGCCCGGGCUCCAUUUUCUCCCACAGCAGCACCUGAACUCUGCCUCACACUUCACACAAAAUGAAGGCUAUGUGUCACAAACUGGUUCCAACUGGCCGUUGCCAUGGUUUCCACAUUGGAAGGAGCAGUUGGAGGAAGGAGGGGCCAGGAGGGGUUGGUGGGUGUGUCACAUGACCACACAGAGAAAUGCCUGAUGUCAUGUGACGUGUUUGGUAGAGCAAUAAAUACAGAGAGUGAUGUGAUGGCAGCAGAAGUGGGACAGAGAGGUGUGUGUGUGUGUGUGUGCGUGUGUGUUGGCUCUGAUUGUGCUAUAUCAUGAGUGUCACCUUUGGCCCCUGUUCCAACCUCACCACCCGCUGUGUUUGUUCAAGCUCUGCAUGUUGAUUAAGUUUUUCUUGCAAACAGCAGCGUAAGUCUGCGUUAGGUAACUUGGUCAAACUAUCAAGUUACCUUUGUUUACUCUUGAGGUAGUUUGCAUGAAUUCAUUAAAAAAAACACCUCAUCAUUUACAUGCAUCUGCGUCCUAUUGUACCGCUCAUCUAUUUAUUAGACGGAGAGCGCAUUACAGAGCUAAAAACGGCGCUUUAGUAGAAGUGUUGCAUUCAGAACAGACAAUCCCUCCGCUCCUAAUAAUGACCGAUUCAGCAAUCCUAUAGAAGGGUCAGUGUGGAGCCUGUGAUCGCAGGAGCCGAGGCAUGCAGAAACAUUGGACCUUACAUAACCAAGCUGCUGCUGUUGUGUGUUGUGAUGCUUGUGUAAGCAGUUCUCAAUAGAGACACGGUAGAAACCAUCACAAGCUCUAGUCCCAGUCAAUCAAGGUGACAGAUGAGCAGUAAGUUAGAGUUAGUGAGAGGGGAUAUGAGGCCUUUGAGUUCUCUGUGUCUGUACAUGGUGUUUUAGUGGAUCAUAUCGGGGUGUAUGUAUGUAUGUCUGUGUUGUAAACAGCUGAGGAGGGAAAAGUGCUGCUGGUUCAGACUUCAGCUGGGACAGGAGAGUAAUCCCUCCCAGAAUAGCAGUAGGCUGUGAGGGCACAGUGUUAGACAUCGUUUUAGAUUCCAGCGAAACAUGGGAAGUACUUUUCAGGAAGCGCCACGAUUGUGUAUUUACAAAGCCGGUACUGUGUUUGCAGCAGCUGGUUAAAGCAAGAUUAUGACUGUCAAUGUUGGGUGCAGUUGGUGUUGAGGUUGCUGAGUCUGCCGAAAUCCUCAUCUCAUGAUGGUUUGGAUGAACAGCACGCUUAUUGUCGUAUAGUUGACCUUGUUGAACUGAGCGCGCGGCGUCUGUUGAGGGGAGCUGUGAGACAGCCGCUGCGAGGACUGAGAGGGCUCGCAGAGAAACGUGCCUGAAGACAGGCGGUACAAAGGGAUGAAAAAGUGUGAAGAAGUGCGUCAGUGAGUAUGCAGGAGUAUAAAAGAUGAACAACGAAGUAAGGUGGGGGAUGGGUGUGUGAAGUAUUGACUGAGUGAUUGACUGAGUGAGCGAGAGAGAGUGUACACAAUAGGUUGGCUCCUGGCCAUGCAUUCCCCUCCCCCUCACUGUCACCCUCUUCAGUGUCUCCAGCGGACCUCCGCUCUGCUCAGCUUGUGACUCUGGUGUCGGCAGCUGGGAGGGAGGGGAGAGCUGAGGCCCAGGCUGUACUGUUCAGGCUAGGCCAUAGGCCUUGCCACGGAGGUGGAGGGGAGGGGUGAGGCCCUGUCUGGGUGGUAAACUGGGCCUGAGCUUGAAUCCCUUGAGCAUUUGACAGCGCCUGAAGAAUUAUAUAACAUAACUGUAAGCGUACAUGCAUUACUCCACAUUAUGACCCAAACCUCUUCCUCUCACAUACUACCAUACACCACAGUCCCAAAAGCACCUCAUCCUCUCACACUUCUGCUUACUACUCCGACUUUUUGUUUUGCAAACAUGCCAAUCCUCAGGAUCCCCACUGUGAUAGAUUUAUUCCUCCAGUCGUCCACGCACAGUCAAAUUAUAACCACCCUCUGCUUCUUAUCUCCUCCCCCUCCAGAUUGAUGCACAUGCAGCUUGCCACUAGUCGCCUUUGUUCUCCUAAGUCCUCAGGAAAAGCCACUUAACAUUCUAUCAGGGGCUUUGAGCUUUUAGUCUUAUAAAAAAAACACACAAAUUCAGUUAAUUGGACCUUUGUUUGCAUGUUGUUUGAGAAAGGUUGCCGUGUCUGUAGGCUAGAAGAGAGCAGGAGGGCUAAUCGUUGAUGUUACCUCUCUCUAGAUAUAAUGGUUUACUGCGAUCUUCCCCUGCCGCCAUUACUCCAUUAUUGAUCUCUUGGUUCCUGUCUUCUUGUGUGUCCCAGAGCUCAUUUGUGCUCCAACAAGGUCUCUGAAAUCACAACUAUGUGCUGCCAUCUACUGGAUGUCUGAUAAAAAUACAAGCUUGUUGUAGCUGGUGGCCCUUAUUGUGUCACUUUAGACCAGUAGUUCUCAAGUCCAGUCCUCGAGCCCCCAUUGUCCUGCAUGUCUUGGAUGUUUCCCUGCUCCAACACACCUGAUUCAAAUGAUCAGCUCGUUAUCAAGCUCUGUAAUGGCUUAAUAACGAGCUGAUCAUUUGAAUCAGGUGUGUUGGCUCGAGGACUGGAUUGAUAACCACUGCUUUAAACUUAAACGAAAUGAAGGUGCUUUGUCUUGUUUCAAUGGUAAAACAUAUAUUUUUUUAACAUAUUUGUGUCCAUGUUUCUUUUCUCCUCUCAGUGACAUCAAGAAAGAGCAGCAGCCGCCAUCACCCGAUGAUGUCAUCGUGUUAUCAGACAAUGAGCCAUCCAGUCCUCUCAUGAAUGGCCACUGCUUCACCAAGACUGACACUGAUAAACUCAUGGUGAGAAAACGAGUCUUUGCUGCCCUUUAUCCGUCCACUGGCUCAGUCAGGAGGAUGAAUUCUCACUUUUGUUGUUAACAACAGGGUUCCUACGCAAGUGUGGAAAGUAUGGAAAUAAAUUUGGUCAAUUCCCAGGUCAUAAAAGUAUGGAAAAUGAAAAAUAAAUUAUGGGAAAAUAUUUAUGAUUCCAGACUAUCACCACAGUGCUAAAAUAAGUAGGUAUUUCCAAAAAUAAUUCUAAAAAGUAGGGUAUAGAAAAGUGUGGAAAUUCCAACUGUGUAGGAACCCUGUCACAAAACAAACUUUUAUUUAUUUACCCAUGCUUAAAAAUUACACCUGUAUGUCAGCUAACUCUUGUUUAAAUCUGCCAUGGUGUCUACAGAAAAGUUCACCCGAGGAGAGGGAGCGCAUCAUCAAACAGCUGAAAGAGGAACUGAGACUUCAAGAAGCCAAGCUGGUGCUGCUCAAGAAGCUUCGACAGAGUCAGAUCCAGAAGGAGAGCACUGUGCAGAAGGUAAAACCCCAAAUGACAAAAUGCUAUUUUAAUUAUUCAAGUUUUGAAACUGUGUGGCACUGUCAAAAGGGUUGAGUUAUUCUUAAAUGCAUCCAGUCAACAUCAGGAACUUAAAGUUUUAGUGCUUGUUGAUGCCAUAAAGUAGAUCAAACUUAAGAAACUGAUCCUGAUCCCUGUUCUUUUCCAGUCGACCAACUCAGUGGCCACUCCCCCUCCUCUAGUCAGAGGUAGCAUCACAUCAAGCAAAGGACCCCUCCAGGUAUUAACUAGGGCUGCUUGGUAACGUCAGAAAUCAUAAUCAUGAUUAAUUUGAUUGAGAUUAAGAUCACUAUCACACAUAAUUAACUUUUUGAAAAACACAUUAAUAAGUUUUACAGUUUGACUUCUUUAUUUUGGCAAAGCAGGGCCUGUCUGUCUAACUGGAUUUAUUUUUAAAAGUGGCAUGUAACAGUAGUGAGAAAGACCCCGCAGCAGGUCUUCACUUGACUUCAAGAGCCCUGACUUGAUUUUAACAAUAAAAUCUCUUAGUUGAAUGCCUUUCACAUGUAAUAGAGUUGCUUAUUUUUACAGUGUUAUUGAAAACUGAGGGACCUGAGCUAUUCCCCCAUUAAUACUUUAUUGCAGGUUGCAGAUCCAACAUAUAAUUUCAUCUUUUUAAGACUUAACCUCAAUUACUUACCCGAUUUAGGCUUAUCUUUCACUGUGAUUUUACUGUGAUGUAAAAAACUUGAACAAACUCAUUAUCACCAAAGCCUCCUUUCUCAUGGGGAGCCUUAAACGUAGGCUUUAGUAAUAUUACAUUUUGUCAAAGCCAUCUACUAAAACUUUUUGUUUUUUGAUCCAGAUCUUGAUUAGAAGCCACAGAAGUUUAGUUGUGUGGUUUAGUUCCAAAUCUUUCACAUAUAUCACAAUCAUAACUAAGAUCUAUGAUGUGCAGUGUUACAAAGCUUUGUUUGCAUCAUUGACUCGUUUUCAGGUACCAGGUCGAAGCUCAGGCACGGUGAUUCCUCCCCCCUUGGUGCGAGGUGGUCAACAUGUACCGUCCAAACACAACUCUCAGAUUGUUAUGCCACCCCUGGUCAGAGGGGCCCAGGUUAGUGUUGGGGGCUGAGACACUUCACAAAAUGAUCCAAGGCCUCAUUUUAGCUCACUUUUGAAGAGGUGUACUUCUGAAGAGAUCUUUGUUGAUGUAUCUUCUUUGUCCUCUCCUCUUCUUUGAUGGCUGUCCUUGCGUGCUACAGCCUAUCGCAAUGACUCCUCAGCAGAUAGCCAGUCUGCGCCAGCAACAGCAGCAGCACAGUGGAUCAGGGCCCCCUCCACUGCUGUUAGCCCCCAGGGCUUCUGUGCCCAAUGUCCAGGUCCAGGGCCAGAGGAUCAUUCAGCAGGGACUUAUCCGGGUGGCUAAUGUGGCCAACAGUAAUGUCAUGGUCAACAUCCCUCAGGUAACUAGGACACAGUAGAAACAUGCGAUAAGAAUAAAUGAAGCUUAUGAAAUGCUCUUUUUCAUGACGCCUUUUUUUUCUUUUAUUACCCGAAGAAUAAUUUUCUCUUAAGCAGUUGCUGAAGUGUUUCCGCUUGUGUUUUUGUCAAGGCUUCUCCAACCAGCCUAAAAAGCUCUUCAGUGUCACCCAACUCAAGUGUUAAUGAUUCCCCUGCCAGCCGGCAGGCAGCUGCUAAGCUUGCUCUGCGGAAGCAGUUGGAGAAAACGCUGUUGGAGAUCCCUCCACCUAAACCUCCUGCCCCUGAGUUCAACUUCCUGCCCUCUGCUGCCAAUAAUGAAUUCAUCUACUUGUUGGGGUUGGAGGAAGUGGUGCAGAAGCUUCUGGAGAUGCAUGGCAGGGGUAGGUAGACCUUUACCCUUGUGUAGCUACUUUUGGAAACUUAGAGGCAAUGGCAUGUUGGAUAGUAAAACAGAUAUGAUAACAUCCCAAUAACUAUUAUUGUUUUUUCAUCCAGGUAAUCUGGGUCCAGCUGCUGCCAUGGCCAGCUCCAUUCCCAAAGAGCCAUACACCUGUGCCCAGUGUAAGACGGACUUCACCUCCCGCUGGAGAAAAGAGAAGGCUGGGACCAUCCUCUGUGACCAAUGCAUGUCAUCGAACCAGAAGAAGGCCCUGAAAGCUGAGCACACUAACCGGCUGAAGGCAGCCUUUGUGAAGGCACUCCAACAGGAGCAGGAGAUCGAGCAGCGUAUCCUCCAGCAGGCGGCCUCCUCUUCAUCUAUCAUUAAAACCUCUUCCUCUCCCUCACUGUCUAAGAGUGAGAUACUGGUGUCCCAGCAGUACAAGCAGGUUGGAGCCGCCAUGCAGCAUAGAUCUGUGUCUGCUCACCACUCCACCAUAAAGCAGGUAAGCAUGGCGGCUGAUUUUCUGAAUCGUUGAACAAAAUCGUGUCGUCAAUAUAAAAUUUUUCGGCAUUUGCACCCAAAUGUCAUAUCUGUGUGUUGGCUAACGCCUGCAACAACACUCAGCAUAUCUUCCCUUCACGUGUUGUUUAUGUGCAGAAUCAGCUGUCUCAUGGCAUCCAAUCUGCAGUGACCUCUCAUGGUCCGGCCCACUCUUACACUUCUUCCUCUCAGCUGCAGAGAGCAGUGACAGCAGCGGCGCUGGGGAGCAGGCCAGGUAAGCAUGCUGCAGCACGUCUGCUGCAGCAGGGGGCAAAGGUCAGCGCCAGCAGCAGUAACCAGGGCAACAUGACUGCCUGGAGGAAGCAGAACGCGGGCAGCACAGGUAGAUAAACGUUGAGAUGAGGUUAGGUGGAGAAUGCGCCUCACUCCCAUCUUCUUAUUUUUCUGCUCCUCUUUGGGCUCAUCUCUCUCUCAAAGUAAAAUCCUUUCUCCUGCUGUCAUCACUUCAUCUUUUUUUUCAUUUUCUGAAACUAGCCUCUUCAUUUUAGAGACACUAUUUAUUACUCAUUAUGUUGGACUUUUGUGUUUAAAAAAAUCCCAGAUAUUUUCAUGAUCCUCUAAAGCAUUUUUCCUCCAUGAUCUUUGCCCUCAAAAUUCUACGCUGUUAUAAUUUGCUCUAGUAUUUAUGAGAAUCAGCUCAGUCUUAAAUCCAUUGACCCCUGAUGUGUGUUUUUCCUCUCAGGUGUGACUAUGGCCUACGUGAACCCCAGCUUGUCAGCUCACAAGACCGCCUCUUCUGUGGAGCGUCAGCGAGAGUAUCUGCUGGACAUGAUUCCUUCACGUUCAAUCUCCCAAGCAGCCAACACAUGGAAAUAA